ACCUGCCCACCGCGGGUUAAGGCUGGGAGGCCGCACCGUGCGGCGAGGGCCGCCGCACAUGCGCCUUGAGGAAAGAUGGCACCUGCCGGCUGCUGCUGCUGCUACUGCUGCUGGGGCGGCGCUGUGGCCGCCGGACUGCUGCUGUUGUUGGGGGUCCUGUCCGCCGGGCUGUGCCCGGGCGCCGUGGCCACCGAGCACUACUCGCCGCUGUCGCUGCUCAAGCAGGAGCUGCAGCACCGGCAGCAGCAGGAGGCCCCGGCAGGCGGCGGCUGCAGCCCUCAGUCCGGGGACUGGGGAGACCAGUACUCGGUCGAGUGCGGCGAGUCAUCCUUUCUGAACUUCCACGACUCAGACUGCGAGCCCAAAGGACCACCACCCUGUGACUCAUUGCUUUCCCUCAACACUGAAAAGAUUCUGAGCCAGGCCAAGUCUAUUGCAGAACAAAAGAGAUUCCCGUUUGCUACGGAUAACGACAGCACAAAUGAAGAGCUAGCUAUUGCUUAUGUGUUGAUUGGCAGUGGACUCUAUGAUGAAGCGAUAAGACAUUUUUCGACAAUGCUUCAGGAGGAGCCUGAUCUGGUUAGUGCAAUUUAUGGCCGAGGGAUAGCCUAUGGAAAGAAGGGACUACAUGACAUUAAGAAUGCUGAGCUUGCUCUGUUCGAACUGAGCCGAGUAAUUACCUUGGAACCAGAUCGUCCAGAGGUAUUUGAACAGCGAGCAGAAAUUCUGUCCCCUCUGGGACGAAUUAAUGAAGCAGUGAAUGAUCUCACCAAAGCUAUCCAGCUUCAGCCCUCAGCACGGCUGUACAGACACCGGGGGACCCUGUACUUCAUAUCAGAGGACUAUGCAACAGCCCACGAAGACUUCCAGCAGUCCUUAGAACUGAACAAAAACCAGCCUAUAGCUAUGCUAUACAAAGGUCUAACUUUCUUUCACAGAGGACUUCUGAAGGAAGCUAUUGAAUCCUUCAAAGAAGCCUUGAAGCAAAAAGUUGAUUUUAUUGAUGCGUAUAAAAGUCUGGGACAGGCCUAUAGAGAACUGGGCAAUUUCGAAGCUGCCACUGAGAGCUUUCAGAAGGCACUGUUGCUCAACCAAAAUCAUGUGCAGACCCUGCAGCUUCGGGGAACGAUGCUUUAUCACCAUGGCAGCCUGCAGGAAGCCCUGAAAAACUUCAAGCUCGAACCCUAUAAUGAGGUGUGCCAGUACAUGAAAGGGCUCAGUCAUGUUGCCAUGGGACAGUUCUAUGAAGGAAUAAAAGCACAGACUAAAGUCAUGCUAAAUGAUCCUCUCCCGGGCCAGAAGGCUAGCCCAGAGUAUCUGAAAGUGAAAUAUCUCCGAGAGUAUUCUCGAUAUCUUCACGCACACCUUGAUACUCCUCUUACGGAAUAUAACAUUGACGUGGAUCUGCCUGGAAGCUUUAAAGACCACUGGGCUAAAAAUCUGCCUUUCCUCAUAGAAGACUAUGAAGAGCAGCCAGGGUUGCAACCCCACAUAAAAGACGUGUUACAUCAGAACUUUGAGAGUUAUAAGCCCGAGGUACAAGAGCUGAUCUGUGUAGCUGAUCGUUUGGGAUCACUGAUGCAAUAUGAGACACCUGGUUUCCUGCCAAACAAGAGAAUACACAGAGCCAUGGGUUUGGCAGCAUUGGAGGUCAUGCAAGCUGUCCAGCGUACGUGGACCAACUCGAAAGUUCGAAUGAAUGGGAAAACACGGCUAAUGCAGUGGAGAGACAUGUUCGACAUUGCAGUAAAGUGGAGACGGAUUGCCGACCCAGACCAGCCAGUGUUGUGGUUAGAUCAAAUGCCAGCACGAAGUCUUAGCAGAGGUUUUAAUAACCACAUCAAUUUGAUCAGGGGUCAGGUGAUUAACAUGAGAUACCUGGAGUAUUUUGAGAAGAUUCUUCAUUUUAUUAAAGAUAGAAUUCUUGUUUAUCACGGAGCUAAUAAUCCUAAAGGAUUGUUGGAAGUUAGAGAAGCUCUGGAAAAGGUACACAAAGUAGAAGACCUUCUUCCGAUUAUGAAGCAGUUUAAUACUAAAACAAAGGAUGGGUUCACAGUGAACACAAAAGUUCCCAGCCUCAAAGAUCAAGGGAAGGAAUAUGAUGGAUUCACAAUCACAAUUACAGGAGACAAGGUUGGCAACAUACUGUUUUCUGUGGAAACGCAAACCACAGAAGAAAGAACACAAUUCUAUCAUGCUGAGAUAGAUGCACUUUAUAAAGACCUCACAGCAAAAGGAAAAGUACUGAUUCUUUCAUCAGAAUUUGGGGAGGCUGAUGCUGUUUGCAACUUAAUCUUAUCCUUAGUUUAUUACUUUUAUAAUUUAAUGCCACUCUCUCGAGGAUCCAGUGUGAUAGCUUACUCUGUGAUCGUGGGAGCUUUGAUGGCAAGUGGAAAAGAAGUGGCAGGAAAAAUCCCCAAAGGGAAGUUAGUUGACUUUGAAGCUAUGACAGCCCCUGGUUCAGAAGCCUUUAGCAAAAUAGCCAAAAGCUGGAUGAGCCUAAAAAGUAUUUCACCUUCUUAUAAGACUCUCCCAUCUGUGUCAGAGACGUUCCCUACAUUAAGAUCAAUGAUCGAGGUGCUAAACACGGACUCCUCUCCACGUUGUCUUAAGAAACUCUAGUUACGCUGUGGUAUUUAUACAAGUAAAGGGCCGGACCUCUUGCUUCUUAAGUUAUUUUUUAAAACAUGGAAUUAUAAAGAAACUAGGUCCUUUAUUACUUUUGAUACCAAUUUUUGAUAGGAAUUGAAUACUUGAAAUCAUUUUCUUUACUUUUUGAACCAUAAUAAAAAUCAUGAAAGAGGGUUUUUUGGGAGGGUAAAAAAAGCUCUAUGUUGGGGCAGGAAAAUGUAUGUAGAGGCCAGCGGCCUUGUUGGUUUCCACUUACAAAGUCCUAAAACUCCUUCCUCACAGCAAAAAAGUUGACUUCAAAAACCAAAAAUUAAUCAUUAAAAGGAACAAAACCAACAACAAAACAGGAGUGUUUUCAUUCCUUGAAAGAUUUGUAUAUUUUUCAAAGGCCUUUUUAUGCACAUUGUGAUAGGGCAUCGUGUUUCUCACAUAAUCUUCACGAGUGGGUUCUCUGUUGUAUUUGAAUGAUGGAAGAUUCCUGGGCCAUCACCAUGUGCCGCAGAGCUCACUGCCGGGAACAUUUGUUUUGAAUGAUGCAGACAGUAUUUGCCAGUGACCCAAACACUGAAUUACUGAACCAUGUUUUUUUUUUUUCUCUGUGUUGGAAAAAAUAAAUGAGGGGUGAUUUCUGUAAAUCACCAGUUUUUGACACUGGAUUAUGUAUGAUUUUAUUUUGUGAACUAGUUUCACUUGCAGGUGUAAGAACAUCCGGAACAUGACUGAUUUCCCCCCCCCGCUCCCAAGCCAGGGUAAAUGACAGUGAAUAAAACGGGUUCAUUAAAUUAUUACCAUUUCCAAAUCAUUUUCAUUUUUCUUCGGUGUUUGUUAAAGAGUUAAACUAUUCACUGCUUUUUGCUACUUGGUUUUGGUCUUGAAAUCCCACAUUAAGAGUAGCCGGCCAGUGUCUUGGGGUGUCGGGGCUUGUGGGGAGCUUAGCACCACUGGACAGGAGCAGUUAUCUGCUAGAACAUGGCCGUUUGAUCGAGACGACCUGCCCUUCGGACUCAUGCCCAUCCGACUACUGACGUGUGCUUUCGAACAGCCACCUAGUUUGGCUCCUGUCGUCGUCUCUUCUGAGGGAGGGGAAUAAUGAUCCCAGUUGUCAGCACACCCCAUCUUAUGAGCACAUUUCACACCCACAGGUCGAUUUUUCUCCUGGAGACCAGCAUUGUGUUCACCGAAGACAAGUGUCCAUUUUCAUUUUACAGGUGAGCGAGCUGAGACUCUGGGAGGGCAUUGACGCUCCCGAGACCCCGAGCUGUUGACACCCUGGUGCUGAUUCCAGCCAGUCCUCUCUGAGCCCAGGGCCUCCCUGCCCCGCUGUGGUCUUCAGGACUAAAGAUUCAAUUCGCACGCUCUUCUCAAGACUCAGAGAAUACAUAACAGGGCACCGUGCAGGGUCUCCAUGUAUCUGUUACGUUUCCUUGUGCUCCCAGCUUUGUGCUGUUUUGACCAAAUUGAGCUAGCUGAAGACUUUGGAAACCACAAAAGAGCUGCAUCCAGAGAUGCUGUGUGGGAUUGCAAAGCAAGAUGGCAGUUGCCAUUUUUUUUUUUUAAGAUUUAUGUACUUUAGCGAGAGCGUGUAGGUGCAUGAGUGGGGGGAGGGACAGAGGAGAGAAUCUUCAAGCAGCUCCCCGCUGAGUGCAGAGCCCCAUACCACACUCGAUCUCUCAAUGAUCCAUGAGAUCCUGACCUGAGCCAAAACCAAGAGUCAAAUGCUUAACUGACUGAGCCACCCAGGAGCACCCUGACCUUUCUAAAAUAUGACAAUAUGUCUAAACCCCAGAAUUAGAACAUAUUUCUCUUGAAACCAACUCCAAAUUCCUCCAUUUCAGUUUUUAUUUAGAUAGCCCAGUUUCUCCUCAUUCGCAUAAGGUGAUUAUUACAUCAUCAGAAGUACUAACAUGCUAAAUUCUGUGACUUCAAAAUGUUUUGGGAAAACAUUCCAUCUUCUGCCCCGAAUCCCAAAAUACUCAGGCCAAAUUGACUGUGGUCUGAACAAAAUAUUACAUGUAGUUCUGUUUGGUGGCCAAGAUGGUACCCACCACUAGUGCUCCCAUUCCCAUCUUUAAGGGCUCUUGUCAAAGGAAGAUUUGAAAUGCAUUUUUAUAUCAUGAUAUUUAAUGCUCUCUCAUCACCUCUUCUAUUAAAUUGAAAAACUGCACCUAAAAAUCAGUCAUAGGGGCACCUGGGUGGCUCAGUCGUUAAGCGUCUGCCUUCAGCUCAGGUCAUGAUCCCAGGGUCCUGGGAUCGAGCCCCACGUCGGGCUCCCCACUCAGCGGGAAGCCUGCUUCUCUCUCUCCCUCUGACUGCCACUCUGCCUACUUGUGCUAUCUCUCUGUCAAAUAAAUAAAAACCUUUUAAAAACAAACAAAAUCAGUCAUAGUUCCAUCAUACAAGGUAUUCUCUGUUUAAAGCUUUUUUAAAA
This is a messenger RNA of Mirounga angustirostris (Northern elephant seal), 5059 nucleotides long. It is a transcript of the gene TTC13, whose product is annotated as tetratricopeptide repeat domain 13. The coding region runs from base 76 to 2622 and encodes 848 amino acids. The transcript has 23 exons. Lineage: Eukaryota; Metazoa; Chordata; Mammalia; Carnivora; Phocidae. The record is from RefSeq and is a predicted model, not a curated record. Gene Ontology annotation, molecular function: protein binding.